This is a messenger RNA of Kwoniella shivajii, 1722 nucleotides long. RefSeq lists its product as uncharacterized. Bases 1 to 1722 code for a protein of 573 amino acids. NCBI's taxonomy places the organism in Eukaryota, Fungi, Basidiomycota, Tremellomycetes, Tremellales, Cryptococcaceae. Gene Ontology annotation, cellular component: glucosidase II complex. The record is from RefSeq and is a predicted model, not a curated record. Gene Ontology annotation, biological process: N-glycan processing. The transcript has 11 exons. Gene Ontology annotation, molecular function: protein binding.
AUGCCAUCCUUGGCUUUCCUUCCCCUCGUAUCCCUUCUGGUCUUCGCUUCACCAUCUUACGCAGCUGAGGAGAAACCCAUCACUCCAUCUUCGAUUCGUGGAUUGAACCCCGCAUUGUACGAUCGAUAUGAACCUACGCCGGGCGGUAUAUUUCGAUGUUUAGAUGGAUCCAAAGCGAUUCAUUAUUCAGCUAUAAACGAUGACUAUUGCGAUUGUCCGGAUGGAUCAGACGAGCCUGGAACUUCAGCUUGUUCGAACACUUCGUUUUGGUGUGAGAACAAAGGUCAUGUACCUGGACAAGUGCUCAGUAAUAGGGUAAAUGACGGUAUCUGUGACCCGGAAUGUUGUGAUGGGUCAGAUGAAUGGGCGACAGGAGCAUGUAAAAAUACUUGUGAGGAAAUAGGAAAGAAACACAGGGAAGAAGAAGAAGCCAUACGUAAAACAAGGAAAACAGGAGCAAAGAUACGAGGAACAUACAUUAAAUGGGCACAAGGAGAGAAAACACGACUUGAAGCGGAACUGGGUCAGAAAAAAGGACAAGUGGAAGAAAAGGAAAAAGAAGUUGAAAAAGCUAAAGUUGCUCUUGAAAAGACUGAAGCCAGAAGCAAAGAAGAUUUAGAGAAGAAAAAGAAAUCUCCACUAUAUCAAUCUCUUUUAACACAUCGAACAACACUUACUAGACUUCAAAAUAAAUCCAAAAGACUUCAGUCUGAAUUAGAUAGUUUACAUUCUAUUUUGGAUGAAUUAUCAAAAGGUUAUAAUCCGAAUUAUCAAGAUAUGGCUGUUAAAGCUGCGGUAGUAGGAUAUGAAGAAUUAACAGGGAAAGCAGUUCCCAAAGAAGGUGAUUCACCAGAAGUGAAACCUGAUGUCGAAAAUAUCAAAACCGAACAAGGUCAAGGAGAAGUGAAAGAAAACGAAGAGGAAAUCAAAGACUGGGAAUUGGAUGAAUUACAAAGAAAAGAUCUGGAUAGUUUGCUCUGGGAAAGUGGAGAUGAUAACGAUAAUAACGAGGAUGACGAUGAUGAAGAAGAAAAUGGUUUAUUGUGGAAGAUAGACGAAUAUAUCCCUGAUUCGUUAUACGAUUCCUGGGAAUCAGUAAGAGAUCUAGCUAUUGAAUGGAUGAUCAGAUUAGGUCUUAUAGGAAAGAAAAAGGCUUCAAAAACUACUUCGACUGAGAGACCUCACGUGGCAGCAGCAAGAGAGAAACAUCGCAAUUUAUCCAACGAAUUGAACAAACUACAUAACGCAUUAUUCAAUACCGAAGAAACGUUGGAAAAGAUGGACAAAGAAUAUGGACCUCAAGCCGAAUGGAAGAAAUUGGAUGGUGUCUGUGUUGACAAAGUCGCUGGCGACUACACCUACGAAUUGUGCUUCUUCGGGAAAGCUACUCAGAGAUCUAACAAAGAUAGUUCAUCGAACCAUAUGGGCACUUUCUUUGAGUGGAAUUCAGCUGCUGAUCAAGGUAGUUUACCAUAUUAUUCCAAGCAAUUAUAUAAAAACGGUGCAAAAUGUUGGAAUGGACCGAAUCGAUCUGUUUUAGUUGAUUUGUCGUGUGGAACUCAAAAUGUUUUAUUAUCAAUUUCAGAACCUGAAAAAUGUGAAUACAGAUUCAAGGUUACUUCCCCAGCUUUAUGUUGGCCGGAUCCAAUGGGAUCAGGAGCUGAAACUACUAAAGGUGGUGAUAUACCUGUGCAAGGUCAAGAUGUCAAAGAGGAAUUAUAG